Molecule: messenger RNA, 1913 nt
Organism: Hippocampus comes (tiger tail seahorse)
Lineage: Eukaryota; Metazoa; Chordata; Actinopteri; Syngnathiformes; Syngnathidae
Product: SPRY domain-containing SOCS box protein 4
Exons: 3
Coding region: 505-1341 (278 amino acids)
Biological process (GO): proteasome-mediated ubiquitin-dependent protein catabolic process
Cellular component (GO): SCF ubiquitin ligase complex
Molecular function (GO): protein binding
Source: RefSeq, a predicted model, not a curated record
AAGAUCAUAACGCCAAAUGAACGGUCAACGUCGAAAACAUCGCGAGAGGACAACGCGUGAUUACUUGACACAAGUCACCUUUUCGGGAUCCCCAACCUGCAGCCAAUCAGCGACAACGAAACACACAUGGACUCCUGCACGGUGAUAGUCAAGGGGAACAAAGAAGGCUGAUUGAUUACUUUGCAUGGUCUGCCUGAUUAGCUUUACGUUAUCAAGCACGUUUUACGUUUGUUUUUUGAACUGUAGUUCUGAGGCGUGUUGGGAUUUUUUUUUAGCAGCCGAGAAACUCAUUGGUUUGAUACGACUUCUGCAAGCUGCUUAGUUUGUUGGAGCCUCGGAGGACAGCGUCCACUCAUGGAGUCACAUUCUACAUGGUAGAAAAAAAGAGUGUUCAACUACAUCUCUGCGAAUGAGUUAACGUCAGGAUUCCCCACUUAUUUCUUUGGAUCCUUCGUGCCUUCAUCUCCCUCCCCUUUUUUCCCUUUCCCUUGAAACCACCUAACUAUGGGCCAGAAGAUUGCGCUGAGCAUUAAGUCAUUGGAUCUGCGUGGGGAGCCUUCAUCCAGGCUAGUGCAACGAGAAGUGCGAGGUACAGAUUUCUGCUGGCCGCGUCGACUGGAUUUAUUGCUGGACAUGCCCCCAGCCAGUCCUGAGACUCAGCUACACCACGCCUGGAAUCCUGAUGAUCGGUCCCUCAACAUCUUUGUUAAAGAAGAUGAGAAGCUGACGUUCCACCGACACCCGGUUGCACAGAGCACAGACUGUAUCCGAGGAAAAGUGGGCUACUCUCGGGGCCUCCACGUUUGGAGGAUUCACUGGCCAGCAAGGCAGAGAGGCACCCAUGCCGUUGUAGGAGUCGCCACAAUUGAAGCACCUUUACACUCAGUGGGUUACACUGCUUUAGUGGGAUCAGAUUCCGAGUCCUGGGGCUGGGACCUGGGUCGAAACAGACUAUACCACGAUGGAAACAAUCAUCUCGUUUCUUCGACAACACCCAUGUACCCCUGCUUCCUUGAGCCAGAUGAGUCUUUUGUGCUCCCGGACUCCCUGGCGGUCAUACUUGACAUGGAUGAGGGCUCAUUGAGCUUCAUGGUAGACGGACAGUAUCUGGGAGUUGCGUUUCGAGGCUUAAAAGGCAAGAAGCUGUAUCCUAUCGUCAGUGCUGUAUGGGGACACUGUGAAGUGACGAUCCGCUACGUCAACGGACUAGAUCCGGAACCCCUCCCCCUCAUGGAUCUAUGCAGAAGAGAAGCUCGCCUGGCUCUGGGCCGGGAGCGCAUCCAUCACAUUGACUCGCUCCCGCUGCCUCAGAUUCUUAAGAACUACCUCCAGUACCAGUGAUAGUGCGCACGCACUCACUCAGAGGUGGGAGGUACACCUGUUCUUGUCACCGCGACCUUCCAAACUGAACUUGAUUGAAACACAAGAUAGCUGCUGAAUAUGACAACAAGGACGUUGGCUGUGACUCCAAGUUGAUAAAGAGUGUGAAAGGGUGUUUAUUCUGGCUUGCAGUAACAGCGUGGAUACAUAUUCUAAUCACUCUUCCCUAUAUGCCAUGUGGUUCUCGCAUCUUAAUCGCCAGAAACCUCCAUCAAGAGGGCGAAUGUGACAUCCUUUCUCCUCAAUUGAUGAUUUGACGGUCUUUGACUUUGUGGCUGCUUUUGAGACAUUACUUUAGAAACGCACAAAAAAGCACCUUACAUUUCUUUUUGACAUUUUAUUUAAGUGUUACCUUCAGAGUUUUACAUGGUGCUUUUUUUAAAAAUCCCCAAAUUGCUUUUUAAAAAAAAUAGCAUUGUAAUUUUUUUUUUUUUUUUUAACAUAAUUUGGUUUGUCUAAAGGACAUGUUUCUCACAGGAAUCGGGAAAACUUUUAAGCAUCUUUUAAAUGUGAAAAAUAAACUUGGCUAAACU